AUGUGGAGAGAAACAGAUCCAGACCUAGAAGAAGGAGACGGCAUUGAGCACCACUUUAGUAGGACUCCAACAAAAACGCCGACAAAGGUUUUGGACUCUCCUCUGCAUCAUAACCAUGAUGAGCUCUCACACCAUGAUGAGCUAUCCCGCGCAGAUACCUUCGAAACCACACUAUCGUCCCCUUCAACAUUUGAUUCUGCUGAUCCGAUGCUUUUUUCACCAUCCAAGCCACAAAAGAUUUCCUUUGAGCAUCACGUGAAAUCAUCAAAAGGACGGAAAGGCAUCAGUGCUGAUAUUCUUUGGGGAAUCUCGAAGCCAGUUCUGAGCAUAACCAUUUUAUUUCUUGUCGCUGCUGGCGCAGCGGCAUACUUGCUAAAUGGCUGGCUAGGAAUUCCCGCACUAAACGAGGAGAUUGAGAAAUUGGAAAUGCAAGUCAACCAUCUAUCGAAUGAAAUAACUAGAUUGAGUUACGAGAACGAUCGAUACGCAGCUCUCAAUGUACAGCUUAAUGAUACAGUUGGCGAGCUAUCAAAUCUGACAGUCAGUCUUAAUUCAUCGGUAGUUGAACUCGAAAGCGUGUCAGAUUCCUUGAGCGAAACGAACCAAGCCCUUACAGAAGAAGUCACUGAGCUGACAAGUCAAAACCAGGACUACGCGGACCUCAAUUCCAAUCUGAAUUCUACUGCGCUGUACUUGACCGCAGAAGUUGAGUCAUUGAGAAUCACGCUGGCACAUCUUGUUUCGGAGAACAAUGCACUUUCGAAUACGACGACAGCUUUGGAGUCGAUUCGAGAUCACCUCAGCAACCUUACAAUGGAGCAGAACGAGACUCUUAUGGAAUUGCAAGCAACAUUGGACUCCUUUACAGAGGAGAACGAUAGACUGCAAGACCUCAACUCCGAUUUGGUUUCUAUUUUGGGCUUCUUGAACGAGACAUCUCUUGGGAUUGACACUUCCCUUUCUCAGAUCACCGACUUUUUGUCCAAUCAGAUUGUCGCUAGCGAAGUCCUCGUCCUUGAGAAUCUUGAGAACACAAUGCGUCAACGAAUUGGAACCUGGGAUUGUGACUACAGAGACGUGUUCAGAGAACAAAACUAUGGUGUUGACUUUAGUGCACCCAUCACUGAGAGAAGCAGAGUUCUGGACUAUGUCGAUGGAAGGGUGUUAUCUGAACUCUGCCUAAACAGAGAUGAUUUUGACUCCUAUCUGACUUUUCAAUUCCCCGAAGGCCUGACUUCGUAUCGACUCUUCCGUGGCGUUGUUGAGUACACCUCCAAAGCUCUUGAUUUCUACUUUCCCGAGAAAGAUGAGAUUGGAUUGUCUGCUACCGCAUGGUCAGACGCAGCAUACGCCUGUAGGAAUUUGAAAACAAACUUUCGAUGGUCAGCAUUGGGAAACUAA
This is a messenger RNA of Cylindrotheca closterium, 1401 nucleotides long. NCBI's taxonomy places the organism in Eukaryota, Bacillariophyta, Bacillariophyceae, Bacillariales, Bacillariaceae. The record is from the annotation of a GenBank genome assembly.